Molecule: messenger RNA, 2026 nt
Organism: Emericellopsis atlantica
Lineage: Eukaryota; Fungi; Ascomycota; Sordariomycetes; Hypocreales; Bionectriaceae
Exons: 5
Coding region: 31-1758 (575 amino acids)
Molecular function (GO): ATP-dependent protein folding chaperone; ATP binding
Source: RefSeq, a predicted model, not a curated record
CGCAUUCAGACCGAACUUACCACGAUCACCAUGAAAUCUCCCAAAAAGGCUCAGGAUGGCCGCAAGCUCAUCAUAGGCAUUGACUUUGGUACUACAUACUCGGGCAUCGCCUGGGCAGAAACCAAACAGCCGGACAGGAACACGGCUAUCACCACAUGGCCCGUCAGCGCCACCUCGCCGGAAGGCGAGUCGUCUGCCAAGGUACCAACCAAGCUGAGGUAUACCAAAAAAGAAGUCCAGUGGGGUUUCUCGAUCCCUGGAAACGUCCCUGAGAAUGAGGUUGUCGAAUGGUUCAAGCUUGACCUCGACAAGACUACCAAGGCUAUGACCCAGAGUAGUCAGAAGCUGUCUGCCCGUGGUGGCCGUGCUCCAGCUCAGCUGGUGACUGACUUCAUGGAGCGUCUCGGUGCUCAUCUGCACUACAUUCUUCAGCACAAGCUCGGAGACGCUGUACUCAAAUCCACACCCAUGGAGUUUGUUGUCACCGUGCCUGCCAUGUGGAGUGAUAGCGCCAAAGAUCUCACAAGACAGGCGUGUCAGAACGCACCCUCGCUCGGUGCAAAUGGUCGGCUGAUUCACCUCGUAUCGGAGCCAGAGGCGGCCGCACUCUAUGCGCUCCAAGGUCUUGAUCCCCAUGGAUUGAAAGUCAACCAAACUAUCCUACUCGUCGAUGCAGGUGGCGGUACGGUCGACUUGAUUGCUUACAGAAUCAGGCAGCUGAAGCCAAUUCUGGAACUUGAGGAGGCCGCUCCAGGAACAGGUGGUAUUUGCGGCUCGUCUUGGCUCAACCGCCGAUUUGAAAAGUUCUUGCAAGACAAGCUGUGCCAUCUCGAUGGCUUUGGCCAGGAGGUUGUCUACGAAGCCGUCGACGUAUUUGAGAAGAAAAUCAAGCGCCAAUUCGCUUCCAAGACUCCGGACAACGAGACCUUCACUAUCCCCUUGGGCGGCGUGGCCAACUCGGCACAACUAGGAGUCCGCCGAGGGAGGUUUGCCAUGAAAGCUUCCGACGUUCGCGAGAUCUUCAACCCUGUUGUGAACGAGAUUAUCAAGCUCAUCAAGGCUCAGCUGCAGUCUAUUAAAACUCCUGUCACGGUUGUCUUACUCGUUGGAGGCUUCGGAGCCUCGAUGUACCUGAGAGACAGGAUCACUGACGCGGUAGGGAAGACCGUGCGAGUUCUUCAGCCCCCAAAUGCAUGGCAGGCUGUAGUUCAGGGCGCCGUGCUUAAAAGUCUAGCCAACAAUGAUCCGAAGACGGCGCCGGUUGCUGUGCGAGCGCGCAAAGCUAGACGGAGUUACGGUGUGCUCCUCCGUGCGGCGUAUCAACACGAGCUUCAUGCGCACCUUGCGCACCUCAAAGACUGGGAUGAGUUUGCAGGCUGUCAUCGUGUGCCAGUAAUGUACUGGUUUGGUGAUGCCGUGUUGGAGGAUAGAGCCGUGCCUAUCUCCUACGAAUUCACUCAACAUGUCCACCUCGGCCGUCCCUUUGAGCUCGAGAUGGCAAUCAAGUACGACCGAGCAAACAGAACCCUGGCAGGCGCGGUCAUAACUCAGGACAAAGAUGUGCUUGAUUUGUCCACGCUCCGCGCAGGGCUUGGACAUAUUCCAGAAGAGUCUCUAUCGCAGGGUCUCGGUGCAGAUGGAUCGCUAUACUACCGUCUGCAGUGUGAGGUGCAUGCGACUUUCAAGUCUGCUUCCACUGAGUAUUCGCUCUACUAUAAUGGUCGGAGGUACCACACCGUUACUUGCGAGUAUGCCUAGCUUUGCUCGAUGACUAUCAAAUGGACAAGGGAGGGAUUAGCUCGGAUUAGCUUGUAUUUUGCUCAGGGAAAGUCAAUUUAGUCGUACAGGAGAGACCUUUGACGUGGUAUGGUGACGGGCAAUUGAGUUCGACAAUCAGGGUUUGGGGGCACUCAGUGUCCAUGUGAUAUCAUUUUGUUGCUUUGCAAGAACUCGCCUUCAUCGGCCUGGAUGAAAAGUUGAGACAAACGUGUGGACUGGCAAGAUGGUCGUGGUUCGGUAUUAUAUG